This is a messenger RNA of Arachis stenosperma, 1103 nucleotides long. Its product is annotated as ribulose-phosphate 3-epimerase, cytoplasmic isoform-like. Gene Ontology annotation, cellular component: cytosol. Gene Ontology annotation, molecular function: D-ribulose-phosphate 3-epimerase activity; metal ion binding. The transcript is spliced from 7 exons. Gene Ontology annotation, biological process: carbohydrate metabolic process; pentose-phosphate shunt, non-oxidative branch; pentose-phosphate shunt. The record is from RefSeq and is a predicted model, not a curated record. Lineage: Eukaryota; Viridiplantae; Streptophyta; Magnoliopsida; Fabales; Fabaceae. The coding region runs from base 237 to 917 and encodes 226 amino acids.
ACUAAAAAAUGAAAUGAAAAGCUAUAAACUUCAACCACCCCCAACACCAAACACAAAUACUAACCCCAACAGCAACAGCACAGCAGCCGCAAGUACAACCACGCGCCACCCUUCAGCGUCCUCUUUCUCCUUUAUCAACCGCCGUCGGCACCCUCCGCCCAUACACCAUAGCCUUACCGAUAAAUCCUCAGAGAAAAAACCAAACAAAUUUUGAAAAAGGAAAAAGGAGUAAAGAGAUGGAGGUGAAAGCAAAAAUCGCUCCUUCGAUGCUGUCCUCUGACUUCGCCAAUUUGGCCUCUGAGACUCAACGGAUGCUCAAUUCCGGCGCCGAUUGGCUCCACAUGGACAUCAUGGUAUUGCACUUUGUCCCGAAUUUGACCAUUGGCGCUCCAGUUAUUGAAAGUUUGAGAAAGCACACAACGGCUUAUUUGGACUGUCACCUGAUGGUUACAAAUCCUGUUGAUUAUGUUGAGCCUCUGGCGAAAGCUGGUGCUUCUGGUUUUACGUUUCAUGUAGAAACAUCUAAAGAUAACUGGCAAGAACUUAUUCAAAGAAUUAAGUCACUGGGCAUGAGGCCUGGUGUAGCAUUAAAGCCUGGGACACCUAUUGGAGAUGUUUAUCCUCUGGUUGAAGCUGAAGCCCCUGUUGAAAUGGUUCUUGUGAUGACUGUAGAGCCUGGAUUUGGCGGACAAAAAUUUAUGCCAGAGAUGAUGGAUAAGGUACGGAUACUGAGGAAGAAGUAUCCAUCACUUGAUAUAGAGGUCGAUGGUGGUUUAGGGCCUUCGACCAUAGAGAUAGCUGCGUCUGCCGGGGCAAACUGCAUUGUCGCAGGAAGUUCGGUUUUUGGAGCCCCUGAACCAACUGAAGUAAUAUCCUUACUGAGGAAUUCUGUUCAGAAAGCCCAGCAAAAAUGUUGAUAAAGUAUAUAGAUCCUCCAGUUGUGUUUACAGCAGAAUCCACGAAUUGACAUACACUUAUCAAUCUACAUAAUGUGCCAACAUUUUGAUGACUCGAAUAAAAGCCCAUGUGAUUCAUUGAUGUUAAUGUCUGUAUCUAGUGUACCUUUAUGAAUUGUGUUAAAUCUUCAAGUUUGGUUUCGAUUA